AUGUAUGUAUGUAUGUAUGUAUGUAUGUAUGUAUGUAUGCGUGUAUGUACGCUUGUUUUGUCCCAAGAACAGGAAGCUGAUAAUGCUGAAUCAUUAAUGAUGAGUACAGUUGAACAGCAACAAAGUGUCAAAAAGUGGCAGAAAAAACAUUUUUUGCUUCAUCGGCCUUUGAUCCUGAAAACAAUCUUUUUAGAAUUCUCUGAUGAACAACUGCAACUUGACGAAGCAGCGAAGAAAUUUGUAGCUGAUGAAGUUAUUCCAGUGGCUGCUGAAUAUGACAAAACAGGCAAAUAUCCAUGGGAUGUAGUCAAGAAAGCUCACGCUAAUGGAUUUUUGAAUACGAUGGUACCAAGCGACUACGGCGGCUUAGAACUGGAUAUGAUAUCAAAUGCGAUAAUUUGCGAGCGAUUUGGUUAUGGCUGCACCGGGAUUUGUACCGCAAUGACAACAAAUCUUCUGGCCGAAACACCAUUAAUUUUGGCAGCUACGGACGAAAUCAAGAAGAAAUACCUGGGUGGCAUGAUUGAAGAACCAUUGAUGGCUUCUUAUGCGGUGACCGAGCCUGGUGCCGGAUCGGAUGUAGCCCGGACUCGAACACGAUCCGAGAAAAAAGGUGACGAGUACGUAAUCAAUGGAUCGAAGAUGUGGAUUACGAACGGUGGAGUAGCAAACUGGUUUUUUGUGCUCACUCGCAGUGACCCGGAUCCGAAAACCUCAGCCAGCAAAGCUUUUACCGCAUUUGUGGUCGACGCCGAUACACCGGGACUAAGCUGCGGUAAAAAGGUGACUAUUGAAUUUGUUUGUGCUUUUCUUCAUCAGCUCUGUUUUUAG
This is a messenger RNA of Gongylonema pulchrum, 831 nucleotides long. The record is from the annotation of a GenBank genome assembly. Lineage: Eukaryota; Metazoa; Nematoda; Chromadorea; Rhabditida; Gongylonematidae.